This is a messenger RNA of Populus euphratica (Euphrates poplar), 1529 nucleotides long. RefSeq names its product transmembrane protein 184C-like. The transcript is spliced from 5 exons. NCBI's taxonomy places the organism in Eukaryota, Viridiplantae, Streptophyta, Magnoliopsida, Malpighiales, Salicaceae. The coding region runs from base 328 to 1209 and encodes 293 amino acids. The record is from RefSeq and is a predicted model, not a curated record.
GUUCUCUUACAGUAUCCCAGAGAAGCAGGAAAAGAAGACAGAAAAACUCAAUCAGGAAAAUCUCAGUCUCACUUCAUCUUCUUGGUCCUUUGCAGAUCUGAAUGUGCAGUAUAGAGGAAUAGUAGUUGAUUGCUUCUGCUAUCACCAUUUGCCACCUUGCAAUUGCUUUAGAAUUUAACUUAUUGUUUCUCCUUUUAUUAUCUGACUUUGAUCUGUUAAAGUAGCAUUUGCUGCAUUUAUUCCUACCACUGAGAACUGGUAAUAAAGGUUCUGAUGGUUUGCUGAUGUUCUUUUGUGGAUUUUUGCUUCUCAGUUAGCUGUUUAAUCAUGGAUUUCAGCAAUAUGGAUCGUGGACAGAUUACCCUUUUAGGGUGCGCGUUCUGUGUGCUGCUUACACUGCUCUUUACAGUGCAGCUCCUAUCACAGCAUCUGUUUUACUGGAAAAAUCCAAAGGAACAGAAGGCCAUAAUAAUUAUUAUCCUAAUGGCUCCCAUAUAUGCUGUUGAUUCCUUUGUGGGUUUGUUGAAUUUCCAGGGGAGUGAAGCAUUCUUCACUUUUUUGGAUUCAGUUAAGGAAUGUUAUGAGGCCUUGGUAAUUGCCAAGUUCUUGUCAUUGCUGUAUAGUUACCUGAAAAUAUCCAUUAGCAAAAAUAUUGUGCCUGAUGAGGUCAAAGGAAGAGAAAUUCACCAUGCCUUCCCAAUGACACUUUUUGUGCCUCACACGGUGCGGCUAGACCACCGUAAUUUAGUAGUGCUCAAAAACUGGACAUGGCAAUUUGUCAUCAUUCGCCCAACAUGUUCGAUCUUGAUGAUAACUCUGCAAAUGCUUGGCAUUUACCCGAAUUGGUUGAGUUGGAUAUUCACCAUUAUCCUCAACAUUUCCGUUUCACUGGCUUUGUAUUCUCUGCUAGUGUUUUACCAUGUAUUUGCAAAAGAGUUGGCACCACACAAGCCUCUUGCAAAGUUCUUAUGCAUCAAAGGGGUUGUCUUCUUUUGCUUUUGGCAGGGAAUAGUGCUUGACAUGCUUGUUUCGAUGGGCAUCAUUCGGCCUAAUCAUUUUUGGUUGGAUGUGGAGCACCUUGAAGAAGCUUAUCAGAAUGUCUUGGUAAUUUUGGAGAUGGUUGUCUUCUCUGUUCUCCAACGGUAUGCAUACCAUGUUGCACCUUAUAGUGGAGAAGUUGAUACAAAGAUGCUUAAGAAAAGUGAAUGAUAUGACCGGAAUUCUAGACCAUGGAGGGCACAUGCUAGAAAAUGCACUUCCAUAGGUCUGCUCUAUACUUUAAUGGAGUAUGAAGUGUCUACCUUUGUUAAUUAUGUUGUGCCCUUUUUUCUCCCAUUUCUCUCAUGGCAAUGUUGCUGUGUUGUCUGUUAUGGACAAAUUUGCUCAUUUUCAUAAAUAAAGUUUUCUUCUGCCUACCACAGAAACUAAUUCUAGUAAAAUGUCGAUACUGUAUCUGGUCUCACAUGCUUUCUUGGUUCUCUUUAAUGCAAUAUAACUUUGAGACAGCCUGCGAGUAGGUUUGUUUGAAA